Haliaeetus leucocephalus (bald eagle) is the source of this 1641-nucleotide messenger RNA. It is a transcript of the gene GPR176, whose product is annotated as G protein-coupled receptor 176. The coding region runs from base 1 to 1590 and encodes 529 amino acids. Gene Ontology annotation, cellular component: plasma membrane. Gene Ontology annotation, biological process: G protein-coupled receptor signaling pathway. Gene Ontology annotation, molecular function: G protein-coupled receptor activity. Lineage: Eukaryota; Metazoa; Chordata; Aves; Accipitriformes; Accipitridae. The record is from RefSeq and is a predicted model, not a curated record. The transcript is spliced from 3 exons.
AUGGGGUACGACAAAGGCUGGAUCUCGAGGAACGAGAGCGAGCAUGCCCCGUACCAGGCUGUCACCAGAGCUCUGGAGAUGAGGAACUCCUCGGCUGGGCAGAUGGUGUGGCAGGGUGGGAACGGCAGUGAGGCUGGUGCCGCGGAGAGCGAGGAGCAUGGCGAAGAGCAGACCUACAGGCAUUUCACUACCACGGUGCAAAUUGUCAUUUUUGUGGGCUCUUUGCUGGGUAACAUCAUGGUGCUGUGGUCAACUUGUAGAACAUCAGUACUUAAAUCUGUAACAAACCGAUUCAUUAAGAAUUUGGCCUGCUCGGGGAUCUGCGCCAGCCUAGUCUGUGUGCCUUUUGACAUUGCUCUUAGUGCCAGUCCACACUGCUGCUGGUGGAUCUAUACGAUGCUCUUCUGCAGAAUUGCCAAGUUUCUGCACAAAGUCUUCUGCUCAGUGACUAUCCUUAGUUUUCCAGCCAUUGCUCUUGACAGGUACUACUCUGUUUUAUACCCUCUGGAAAGAAAAAUAUCUGAUGCAAAAUCCCGAGACCUGGUUAUCUAUAUCUGGGCCCAUGCAAUAGUGGCCAGCAUUCCAGUAUUUGCUGUGACCAAUGUGUCUGAUAUUUAUGCCAUGUCCACCUGUUCUGAAUCUUGGAGUUAUUCCCUUGGCCACCUGAUAUACGUCAUCAUCUAUAACAUCACCACUGUGAUUGUACCAGUGGCUGUGGUAUUUCUCUUUAUGAUUCUUAUUCGCAGGGCGCUGAGUGCCAGCCAGAAGAAAAAAGUCAUCAUAGCUGCCUUAAGGACCCCUCAGAACACCAUUUCUAUCCCUUAUGCCUCCCAGCGAGAAGCUGAGCUUCAUGCCAUGCUGCUUUCCAUGGUUAUGAUAUUUAUUUUCUGCAGCGUCCCCUAUGUGACUUUGGUGAUUUACCGCACCAUACUCAAUAUUUCAGAUAUUUCAGUCUUCUUGCUCCUCACUGCCAUUUGGUUGCCCAAGGUCUCUUUGCUGGCCAAUCCUUUGUUAUUUUUAACUGUUAACAAAUCAGUACGGAAGUGCUUAGUGGGGACAAUAGUACAGCUGCACCGAAGGUAUAGCAGGAGAAACAUUGUCAGCUCAGGUGGUGUUGCAGAUGCUAAUCUGGAGCCCAGUGCCCGUUCAGGGAGCCAGCUUCUGGAGAUGUUUCAUAUUGGGCAACAACAAAUCUUCAAGCCAACGGAAGAUGAGGAGAAUGAGACCAAAUCCAUUGGCUCUGGUGACUUUCAACAGAAAGAAAUUCCUACCACCAGUUUAGAGGUAGGAGAGACUUUGGUUCACAAAUUUAUACCACAGACGAUUGCAGACUCUGCAGCUCAGGUGGCACCAGCUGUGCCCACAGAAGCUGAUAUGGUAAAUGACAAGUAUUCCAUGCAGUUUGGUUUUGGACCCUUUGAGCUGCCUCCACAGUGGCUCUCAGAAAACCGAAACAGUAAGAAGCGACUCCUGCCUCCUUUGGGGAAUACCCCUGAAGAGCUAAUCCAGACAAAACAGCCUAAGUGUAAAGCAGAAAGAAAAAUCAGCAGAAACAAUAAAGUCAGUAUCUUUCCCAAGGUGGAUUCUUAGUAAGAGCAUGAGCUUUAAGUGGCAGAGGAAGGUCGCCUUCUAUUAUAUGUG